GCAUAAUUCUAACACCUUUGCAGUCCAGAGUUUUGCACAUACCGCUAGUUCGGUAACCGCUGAUAGAGUUGACCGAUGACGAUGAAGAACAAUAACCGCGCCCAGGCUUAGCUUUUCGCUGGCCUGUACCGACCGGUAUCCGCUAUUAAAUAGGACCGCGAGCAGUGACCUUCACAGCUCUGUACAACAGCUCCGCUCACAAUUUAACCCCUAUCUAGACUUUUUUCUCUAGUAUGUAUAUAUAUACCCUCACGAAAAACCUUUCACUUCCAGUCAACCACCAUCAACAUAUAAUCACCAGCACUUCUUUCACGAGCCAUGACUGCAGGGAUGCAAGGCCCCUACGUGGGCGUCGGCUCUUACCCCAGCGACCAAGAACCUGCCAUCGAGUUGACACGGACUAUCACUGGGAAAAAAAAUCGCAUUGGGCCCAAUGUCUCCGUAGCGGAAAUGUUGAAAGCAUUGAUCCCUGCGGCUGCGAUGAUUCUGGUCGUGUCCUGGAUCAAUGCAGCUCACAUCUACGGGGUGUUUCACAAUCAAGGAGCAUACGCUCACCAAGCGAAGGUCGCGUUGGCAGACUUUGACGGUGGUAACUUCGGCACGGCUUUGAGGUACUCAGCAGCGAGUACCAACGGCUCAUACGGAUACCCUACCUAUGUCGACGUCAACACUAUUGGCUCAUCGCCUGAGCAGAUCAGACAAGAGGUAUUUAAGGGCACUUACUGGGCUGCGAUCAUAGUGGAGUCAGGAGCGACAGCCCGCUUCGAGGACGCAGUGAACGGCUCAACCCACGUCUACGAUCCCAGCAGUGUCUAUACAUACUACCUUCUGGACGCACGCUACUACACUCUCUACGCUUCAAGUAUCCUUUCAACGACUCUAAUCACCGCAUCGACCGCAUCUGGUAUCUUCAGCGCACAGUUCAUUGCGCCUAUCAUCGCCAGCGGCGGACACGCAAACACUACCGCUGCACUUUCCGCUCUUGCUGGUCCCGCCCGAGCUAUCGAGAUGCCCGCUGCAUCCCAACUCUUUGGCAACUUCGACGAUAAGGCUUUUGUAAACACCAUCGGCGUUGUACUGCCCAUCGUGAUGCAGUUCUUCUUCAUUAUGGCCUGGAAUGGAGUGUGCAAUGGCAUGCACCUAUAUGCUGCGUACGAUCUACGCACACACAUGGUCGCUCGCCUCUUCUGGAGUACCGUCUGGCCUCUCUUCUCCAGUCUGUGCGUUGUUGGUUGGACUUUCACGUUCCGUGGCAGCUACCACAUCGAUGCGAAGAUGUUCUUUGCAUUCUGGGCGGUGACUUGGGUUUUCAACAUGAUCAACUUCGACAUGCUAGAUAUCAUUACGGGUUUCGUUCCUAUGGAAUUCGUGCCUUUCUUGUUCUUGACGUGGAUUAUCUUUAACGUCGUAGGCGCUCUUGGCCCAACCGAGAUCCUCCACCACUGGUACCGCGUCAACUACUUCUUCCCCAGUCUGCAUUGGUAUAAGACCUUCAUCACGAUCAUCACUCAAGGAGCAUGCAACGACUUGCGGUACACACUUCCUGUGCUCGCUGCUUGGCUGCUACUGCUGAAGAUUCUCAGUCCUCUGGCUACAAAGAAUAGGGUCAGGAAGGCGCACGAGGUUUUCGAGUGGUACAACGAACGGAACGCCAUCGGUGGACCUCACUAAGCUCGUUUCCGCACAGAAUAUCUUUGCUCUGUCAACUAUCGUCAUUCAACGCACAAUACCCUAGACUAGACAAGACUAAUCGAUUUUUUUGUUGUAUACAAAAUCAAUCUCC
Messenger RNA from Didymella exigua CBS 183.55, 1783 nucleotides. RefSeq lists its product as uncharacterized. The transcript has a single exon. The record is from RefSeq and is a predicted model, not a curated record. Bases 319 to 1671 code for a protein of 450 amino acids. Gene Ontology annotation, cellular component: membrane. NCBI's taxonomy places the organism in Eukaryota, Fungi, Ascomycota, Dothideomycetes, Pleosporales, Didymellaceae.